AUGAGUCUUGGCUUUCAUGACGAGCUCUGGUUGAGCGACCAGACUGAAGAGGACGAAUGCGGGCUUACAGAUCCACGGUCAUUUUCCUUGGAGUUGACAUACCAAGGUCCUGCUGGUGACUUCCGGACUCGCAACAGACCAGGCCAGCUACAGAGACCCAUGGUGUCCAAUUUUGAGAUGGGGCGACGACGCAAGUCUGCCUACCAGGUCAGCUGUGAGGCAAAGGCUAUGAUCCAUGGCCGGUGGGGAGGGAGAGGCCAGGACGCGUGCGACUUGGCCACUCUGUUGGUGUAUGAGUUCCAGUUCCAUUCCUACCGUGGAUGCCGACUCAAGGCAGCCGACAUUCGCUUCCGAUUCGAGCCGAUACCAGGUCAAUCAAAUGAACUGUCUGUCGCUGAGGUUCAGCCAAAUGGUGUAUUUAAAGUUGCACGCACCGAGCAAUCCGAGCAAUCCACAACCGGCCUUGAGCUUACGCUUGGGUCCCAGCCACUGGCAGGAGCUGUGAACACUUCAAUCGCUGUCACCAAUUCGAACAAUGUGGAGAAGGUUACAGUUCAUCACACGGUUGUCACUGGCGACCGACCUGCAGAUAUCUACGGCAGUCAGCAUGAGGCACAUUUUUCGCUGUCAGAGAACGUAUCACAGCAGGACGGGAUUCCUACGCGACUGAGAGCCUGUAUCCUUUUGAAGCGGGGAACGGAGGAUGACUUUGCUUGUGUUCCCUACAUCCAUGUCACUCCAGACUUCAAGACUUGGGUUGGACAGCUGUUCUCGUCUCGGGACAGGGAUGAUCCUGUCCGAUUCCGUCCCUCUGAGCCGGCGUUCGAUCAGCUGGAAAAGGGGAUUGUAGUUGACGCGGAAAAUCUGGGAGCCACCAAUCUAGAUCGGCUGUGGGGUUGUACCAUGUAUACAACAUGCAACGAUGUUGUUGAGUCAUUGUAG
This is a messenger RNA of Aspergillus luchuensis, 942 nucleotides long. RefSeq lists its product as uncharacterized. The transcript is spliced from 2 exons. NCBI's taxonomy places the organism in Eukaryota, Fungi, Ascomycota, Eurotiomycetes, Eurotiales, Aspergillaceae. The record is from RefSeq and is a predicted model, not a curated record. Bases 1 to 942 code for a protein of 313 amino acids.